ACCACACCAUAUUAUCUAUUUCGGUUCGGUUUGGUUUGGUACGGUUUGGUUUUACUAUAUUAGACAGGCCUAAAUGCCUAAUAUAUACUGAAGUUACAAAAUCAUACUCCUACAAUAUAUGAGAAAAUCAUACAAUUAGUGUGGAAAAUGAAAUAUAUAAUAAAAUGAUUGUAAUGAUUGAGUGAGAUAUAUACUCUUUCCUUACAUCAACUUCACACCUUUUUCGGACCCAUGUGGAAAUCAAUAUAUAUAUUUCCAAUUCUAACAUAUACUUAUUCGAUUGUGUUUCUCAUUUCCAUCUUACAUCGAUCUCACAGUACUAAGCAAAAACAUGAACCCUACUCAUGACAAACCAAUACUACUUACAUUAUUCACUCUUAUUCUCCAACUUUCAAACGCUAUCAAUGCAUCACCAUCCCCACCCAUAACGGCUCUUUACGCAUUUGGCGACUCCACAGUUGAUUCCGGUAACAACAACUAUAUCCCUACUCUUUUCCGGAGCAACCAUUCACCCUAUGGUAGAUCCUUUCCGGCCAAACUCUCCACCGGAAGAUUCUCAGACGGAAAACUCGCCACCGACUUCUUAGCCUCCUCUCUAGGACUCAAAUCCACUAUACCAGCUUACCUCGAUCCUUCGGUCAAACCACUUGACCUUUUGACUGGCGUUAGUUUUGCCUCGGCCGGAGGUGGUUUAGAUGAUCGCACGGCCAUGCUAUCGUUGACUUUGACCAUGGACAAGCAAUGGAGUUACUUUGAGGAGGCGGUACGUAAGAUGAAGAGUGUAGUUGGAGAGUCGGAGACUAACAGGGUGAUUAAGAAUGCUUGGUUUGUGAUUAGUGCGGGGACUAAUGAUAUGAUCUUUAACGUUUAUGAUCAUGUUCUUGGGAGUUUUAUCUCGGUUUCGGAUUAUCAAGACUAUCUACUCAGAAACGUCGAAGCUUUUGUCCAGAGACUACACGACGCAGGAGCCCGAAGGAUUACAGUAGCGGGACUACCACCAAUAGGAUGCCUUCCGGUGCAAGUAACACUUGGUACUGUCACUCUCCCUCGGAUCUUCCAUAAACGGAUCUGUACGGAAAACCAGAACACUGAUUCUCAGCUAUACAAUCAAAAGCUACUGAAGCUAAACUUCCUUUUCAGUCAGAGGCUUCGAGGCUCCAAAAUUCUUUACCUCGACAUCUACACUCCAAUAAUGGACAUGAUCAAACAUCCUUAUAAAUACGGAUUAGAAGAAACGUUAAAAGGAUGUUGCGGGACGGGGUUCUUAGAAGCAGGACCUCUAUGCAAGUCGUUGUCUGGAACUUGUGAUGAUGUUUCCAAGUAUUUGUUCUUCGAUUCUGUGCAUCCUACCCAAAAGGCUUACUCUGUCAUUGCUACUUACGCCUUACAAAAAUUGUUGCCUCUCCUCUAAUUUGUUAGUGUAAAGAUAACACUACAAUUGAGUAAUGCAGAAAAUAAAUCAAGAGACAAAAUAGAUAUAAGCAACCAACUAUUGUUUUAUUAGAAAUCGCCUAAAAAAUUUAUUACAAGACUUGUUUAUCAGCUUUACACAACCUGUUAACAUCCUAACAGCUGUUAAUGAAAGAUUCUUAAUCUAUCCAAACUUAUCUCUUUAUCGUCAGUACUUCAACAUAUGCAUCACCACGACCCAAGAACACCCCUAAGAGAUUUUCACCCUUACUCUAUAAUAAUAGUCAGUGUCUUAUGAAAUACACACGACUCCAUAGCUCUUUUAUAGUGAUUUUCACAUUCUUGAAAUCCUAAUCUCCAAAGAACAUGGAUACAAACAACUUCCAUAUCAAUAAGUAUACUUUCUUUUUCUUAAAAUGCACUUAUUUUUUAAAGCAUAAACUUGCUUCUCAAGUUUAUCUCCUGCCUUUUGUCCACGGUAUAAACUUGCUCCUCAAGUAUAUCCCACGCCAGCUCAACACCUUGCAUCCAUAUGGUCUCCACAACUCUGCAUGCCUCCUGGUUCACUCUCUGGCGCACACUGCCUCAUCAACUACUUCAACGACUACAUCAAGAUAUAAACUCUUAGUUUAUCCUUCUUCAUCUCAGCAUAUCUUGCAUCCAUAUGGUAACCCACCACUCUGCAUACCUUAUGUAGUAAUGACUAAUGCAUCCAACAUCAGUGACUUCGUUGCCUAGUUAAUCUUGAAAGACUAUUGACAUCUACAAGUUCAACCUGCAUCUUUAUAAUUUUUAUAUUAUUCUCUGCAAUUUUUUAAGGAAUGUUAUCACGUCCACAACACUUUUCGCAAGCUAACUGACAAAUAUAAACUUUUAAUUUUGUUACUACGGUUUAUUUCCCUCUCCAAACUAACUGACAAUUAAUUCAGAGUGAAGAAAUUUCGAGUCUCGAGUUAUGUUAACUAGGUUAUUAGAGAGGGCAUUCAUUGAUAAUAUGGGAAUAAAUUCUGAUUAAAAGACAUUUUAAUGAAUAUGUGGGGGUCAUCUUCUAUAUGGCAUUUAGGUAUGAACAUUGAAGAAAAAUAUGUAUUGUGUAGCCUUUUUCAAAAAAAAAAAAAAUUUAUGUAUUGUGAAAAUGCUACGAUAAGUCAAAUAUUAACAACAAAAGGAUCUUUCACCUUACAUAAAUAUUUGACUUAUAUAUACUGUCCAAAAUAUUAAGGAUUGGGAAGAAUCUGAUACAAACAAAGAAACAAGUAGACACAAAACCAGAAAAACCUUUCGUAGUUUUUUUAUUCCCUGAAAAAUAUGUAAAUAUUCUGAAAUAUAUAAUACAAUAUAGUCAAAUUGUUUUCAAGACCCGAGAUGAUAAGAAAACUAGUAUGGCAAAGUACAUCUGUCUUCUUGUUUUUCUCUUUUAUUUUAUUUUAAAAGAAAGUCAUAUGAGAGAAGAAACAAAUAUGCAAAGAACUUCCGUUGUAAUAUAAAAGGAGUGGUAUU
Molecule: messenger RNA, 2910 nt
Organism: Brassica napus (rape)
Lineage: Eukaryota; Viridiplantae; Streptophyta; Magnoliopsida; Brassicales; Brassicaceae
Product: GDSL esterase/lipase At2g40250-like
Exons: 3
Coding region: 332-1411 (359 amino acids)
Molecular function (GO): hydrolase activity, acting on ester bonds
Source: RefSeq, a predicted model, not a curated record